This is a messenger RNA of Penaeus monodon (black tiger shrimp), 672 nucleotides long. RefSeq names its product pollen-specific leucine-rich repeat extensin-like protein 1. Lineage: Eukaryota; Metazoa; Arthropoda; Malacostraca; Decapoda; Penaeidae. The record is from RefSeq and is a predicted model, not a curated record. The transcript has 5 exons. Bases 1 to 672 code for a protein of 223 amino acids.
AUGCACACCGUAAGGAGGUCUUCUAAGGCCCCCCGACACACCCCCCCUGCGGGGGGUAAAGGUCGCCCAGUCCCAGCACGCGCCCCAAGAUGGGGGCCAGUUUUACCCCGAAGUUGUUUUAGUAUUUUGGUGACCAACGUGCAGAGCUUCCGGCCGGUAGAGUCAGGUCCAGGCGGGAACAGGAGUCCCCCUACGCCCUGUCACCCCUCCGACCACCAAAAAUCGGUAUGGUCACCCAAAUUCCCUGAAACCCGCUCCCGUCAGCGACCCCUUUUUAACAACCCCCAGUACAACACAUAUGAAUCCCCAAGGAAACAAUCCUGCAGGAGCCGGCCCCCCCCCCGAAAAGCCUACGUGUUCUUCACAGCUUCGUCGCUGACACCCCCCCGGGAAACCCUUACCACGUCCCAGAUCCCCCAUCGCAGUCCUGCAUCACCCCGGUUCAACCCCGAUCGUGGACGGGGACUACGCGCCCCCGACCGUCACACCUACAGCCCCCGCCGUUUCCCCCCCCCAGAGCUUUGGGUGCGCGAGUUUCCAGCGCGACGAAGCCCAUCAACGUGGAACGACCCACCACACACCCUAAGCACCACAUCGUUUACGAUGGACCCCCCGGUCUUUUCCCCUGAGGCCACUCGACCAGAUGCUUCCGCAGCAAAGGGAGAAUUUUGA